CCGCGCGCGACGCAUCUUCUCUGAUGCUGGCCCUUAUUUCUACGAUCAUCGUCAGCGAACGAAGCACGUGGCCAUUGACUUUGCAUUUGGGUCGAGAAGAAUUUUCACGUUGUUUCGUUUUUUUUUUUUUUUCAUAAGAGCCACGUGACGCUUUUUGAUAACAGGAUUAUUCAAGUGACCGAACGUUGUUCUCACGUGUGCGAGGAAACUGUGUUAUACGAAUUAAAAAAGGGGUGAAUAAAGCUAAUUUGUAUUUCGAAUCAACGUGAGACGUUGACGAUCGAAUUUAUCCUUUUUUUUUUAAGGGGUGGCUAUAUCUCAGGGUGAAAGCAGACCGGAUAUGCGAGUAGCUGAAGUUAGUCAAGCUCGGAUCUCAAAUUGAUAACUGGUCGUUAAAGAGUGAUCGUAAAGAACCAUAUGCCUCGUAAACUUUCACGUGUCAAAGUUCACGAGAAGAUAAAGAGCGAGUAUAUCAACGUCUAAGAAUAAAGUGUAUCAGAUAUACCAUAUGUGAUAAGUAAAAGUGAUUUACGAAAAAAAAAAAGUUAUCCAUAAAAGUGAUGUUUUUCCAAUAAAUUUGUUCGUGGGUUCGAAAAGUGUUGAGUGAAAAUUUGGAAGAUAAAAAAAUUUUUUUUUUUUUAACAAUAUUUUCUUAGUCAAAACUCAAAGAAUUCAUACGGACGGAUUUUUCAUAUUUUCAUUGGCCUCAUUAUCUUAAUGAAUGUUGUUUCACUCGGCAGUUGUGAUUGUGAUAGUUAAAGUGCGGCAUACCAGUGCUUCUCAGUCUGAAUUCAUAAAUGUACGAAGGCAAAACUCUACGAUGGUGGCUCAGCUUCCGCAACAAGUUCUUCUGCUUCUCGUACUCGUUACCGGGGCCUCUAUGGGAGUCACCUACGGCACUCAGCAACCCUACUGGAUCACGAGCAACCCCCGAAGGUCCAACCGACCCUUACGUUCAACUACCAUGUCGUACGCGGUUAGAAGAAGUGCGGAGAAGUCGGGGCCAAGUACCACGGAGAAUUCGUUGGGGUUGAUUCGUCGUCGUUUGGACCAAUCCGGGGUGGAGUUUGUUAUUGAGGAUAGCGAAGGACUAGCCAAGGGGAUGAACUUCAAAGAAGUCGGCGUACAAAAAUUGACGAGUACCACGAGUACGUCGCAGCCCUUAGAAAAUGAUUCGAGCGGAUCGACGCAUGAGGAACCACUGAGUCUUCAGCUUCGUAGCCAUCCAGAGCCGCUAGCCGCACAUGAAACCAAAGUGCCCUCGGAUGGGAAUUCAGGCUGGACGGAUAUCGACCUGAGCACAGCGACGUCGACGUCGUCUUCCACCGCAGUGGGAUUUCCCAGACGAUACAUGAGAGACACCAACAAGACAAUAUGUCAUCAAUUCGAAAUUGGGGACGUGGCCAAGCAUGAAUUCUACAGUCCAAAUUACCCCAAGAACUACCCCAGUAACGUGGAUUGCGUUAGGGUACUGGAAGCCGAUACGGGGAUGCUCAUUAAGCUCGACUUUCGGGAUCGCUUCCAUCUGGAACCGAGCUUGAACUGCCGUUACGAUUUUCUUAAAGUUCGGGAUGGUCAAUACGGCUUUUCCAACCAGAUCGGCAACUUUUGCGGCAACAGCUAUCCACCGGAACUCACGUCGAAGACCCGAUUCCUCUGGCUGCACUUUCACAGCGACGAGAACAUCGAGUACAGUGGUUUCAAAGCUGUGUGGAGCAUGAUACCCAGGCCCACGUACCCUGGGGUACCAAUGGAACCGAAGCCUUGCGUAAUAAACGUAACGGGAGUGGAAGCAAAGAUCCAGAGCGAUGACGUUCAUGAUCGAAAAUUACAAGCGGAAAAGGAUGGAAUCCCUUUGGAUUGCAUGUGGGUGAUGACCGUCGAGGAAGGGUACAAGGUUCAGAUAUCAUUUCCCGUCUUUAAGCUGGACAAGCCGAACGAGUGCGACCUCAAUUUUGUGCAGGUCUUUGAUGGCAAGACAGAUGACACUGCCAAGAGCAAAACAUUAUGUGGCAGUAUUGCUGAGAUUUUUCGUGCUGAAAGCAACGUCAUGUACGUUCGGUUCUACGUCCUACCGCAGGCCUUCAACAGUACCUUCGAAGCUCUGAUGACGGCUGGGCGGGAAAUUAAGAGCACACAGGGAUGCGACGCGAACGAAUUUAAUUGCGAGGACGCGUUUUGCAUCGCACACAACUUAAAGUGCAAUGGAAACGUGAAUUGCGAAUUGCGCUGGGACGAGGAUGAGUCUACGUGUGGGUUGAACAAGGGAAGUAUGAUUAUAGACUCUGAACAUAUCAUCAUCAUUCUCGUUGUUUUUUCAUUGAUAAUGUUCGGCAUGUGCUUCGCCUUUAUCUUCAACUGCGUCAGGAAGCUCAUUCGCGACCACCGAAUAAUACAGGAACACAUCAGACAGUCCAGGGAAAAUCGUCUGGACGAAAUUGGCCGGAAAUCGACACCCUGUCCCAUAUCCGCUUCCAGAACGGAUAUCCACGAUAGGAGCAGUGAAUCUCCGAGUGUCGAAAUGGUGCCCAGCAAGGAAUUGCUGCCGCCCAAUACAAUAAUAGCGCAAAAGUACACGGACUUGGUCCUGGAGAUGCAUUACAGUAACAAAGACAUGCACGACAUUCAUCAGAGCAAUAACGUCAGCAAUGCGACUCAGGAACGUCUUCAGGAAUCAAGCGAGGAGCCUGAGAUGAUAAGCAAGUGCUGUCAGACCAGAGAAAGUCUAUUCGAUCCAAGACUUUCGCAAUCUGGUAUAUCACCUCCGACCCUGUCGACCUUUGGCUAUCGUCAGGGUAGUCUGCAACAGAGUCCCAAGCUUCCAUCGCAGCCUCAGAGUCUUCAGAGCUCUCAGUAUUCUCAUCAGUCACAGUGCUCCGGAUGCAGUCCAGCUUCCAGAGGACGAGACGGUACCAUGGGUAUAUGUCCACAUCACAAUCCGAUACCUGCACCUCCUGGAUGGUCCACCCACGAGAUAGCGCAUCCUUUGCACUUCCCGGAAACGACUGAUUAUCCAAGCUAUCAAAGAUUCCAGUCGCCUAAACCAAUCAGAGAGAACUUCCAGUCACCGACCCGUACAAGGCAACCUACCGUAGGAUCUGGCGAACGUUACGGAAGUUCGGUGUAUGGCUCUGGUCAGGAGUCCAGCAAUACCGGAAGUAACGGUAACAGCAACUCCCAGCACUCCGCCACCCCGAAAUUCAGCGAUCCCAGGUACAGGGCGGAGGCUGUUAUAGAAGUGGACCAAAAGCGACCGUUCAGUAUAGAGAGUACCAAGAGUGCGCCGGAUGUUAUCGCAACGCACUGACGUCGGGGCGUUGGGGAUUGGGAGCCUUAUCGGAGACGCCAUCCCCGGCAGAAUACCGACGACAGCCAACAAAGAGUAAGCGUCGCGACGCAAAGCUCUCUCGACGAUGAUGCCUCGACGACCUCGACAGCGGAACUGUCCUCUUCCUGAUUAACGUGCAAAAGGAGUCCCGGCCCGAUCCUGAAGCCUCCUGAGCGUUUCCGGCCUCUACGUUGUAGAGCGUCUUCCUUGGCCUGGCAACACUGCAAGUGCUCAGGACAUUCGCACUUGCCCGUGAGGCCACCUGCGAUGUCCUGUUGCGUCCUUAGGCAUAAGGACAUACCCAUGUACAGCACGUGGCCAAACAGGACCAGCAGACAAAGAGCCGCUAGAGUCCUGCUGUUAAAUCGAAAUUUAAUCGAGGAUGAAAAGAUGACUCGGGAGGGUCGUGAUCAUGAAGUCGGUGCCUCCAUUCCUUUUUAGGGGUCAAAGAUAACCCGGAUGAUCUCAAUGCUGAUAAUCUGGUAUCUAUCGAUAUUUCUUUUUUUUUUUUCAAUAUUUUCACGUCUUUUUCAUUCCGGGGUUUAUUAAAUGCGGGAAGUUCUAGGUUCUCUCGCUUUUUUUUUUUUUUUCUUUAGCUUGUAUCCAUUGCGCAUAACUUGAAACGAUUCUAUUCUCGGGGAUUUUGUUCCGUGAAACAUGAAGAAUAUUCUCUUGCGACUGUCUGGAGUCUGGCGGAAAUUGGACGGAUGCCGAAACCCAAUCGGGAACUAGGCAAGCAGAUUGUUGUAAUAAUAGUCCUUAUGAUGAGAAUGGACCAAUGCCGUGUGGCCAACAGGUUUUCAUGUGUAUGCUUCGAGAAGAAUGGUAUAGAUAGGCUCAGGUGAAUAUUCCAAAUGAAAUUGAAAAUAUUCCAGGUCGUAUAUUGGAACAGAAUUAUCCACAAGAGGGAUUUGUCUGAUCAACAAAAAACCCAAGGGGAAGAAUAUGGAUAAUUCCUUAAGGUAGAAU
Molecule: messenger RNA, 4297 nt
Organism: Cephus cinctus (wheat stem sawfly)
Lineage: Eukaryota; Metazoa; Arthropoda; Insecta; Hymenoptera; Cephidae
Gene: Neto
Exons: 11
Coding region: 722-3307 (861 amino acids)
Molecular function (GO): protein binding
Source: RefSeq, a predicted model, not a curated record